This is a messenger RNA of Arachis stenosperma, 1443 nucleotides long. RefSeq lists its product as uncharacterized. Bases 1 to 1443 code for a protein of 480 amino acids. The record is from RefSeq and is a predicted model, not a curated record. NCBI's taxonomy places the organism in Eukaryota, Viridiplantae, Streptophyta, Magnoliopsida, Fabales, Fabaceae. The transcript is spliced from 3 exons.
AUGGCCAUCACUGAUGAUGCAAGCAUGCAGCAGAUAUUCUGUAUUUAUCAACAAACCCGAUUUCAAGUGCCGCUAAUAGAGCUGUACGUUGAGUUUGAACAGCAUACGAGGGUGGAUGAAUUUGACGAGGAUGUCAACGUUAAUGAGUUCGGGGAUAUAGGCUGGGAAGAAGAUAAAGACGACAGUGAAGAGGAGUUCGAAGCCAACUAUGAAGUCGAUGACAAAAACGAUGACGAAGAUCUGGCAAGCAAUCCGGCGGUGCCAAAUGAAGCGCAUGCUGUUAUAAGCCAGCAGCCGUUUGGUGAAGGCAACGUUGCGGCCGAAGAUGGUGAAUUCAGUGUCGAAAUAGAAUUUGGCUCUAGAGAGUCGGUGAUAUCUGCAAUCAAAAGCUACAUUAUCUCUAAAGGAGUUGAUUACACUGUGUAUGAGUCUGAGUCGCAGACAUUCUAUGCGAAAUGCAAGGGUUAUGGUGUCGGGUGCGAUUGGCUUAUCCGAGCUAGCUUGAUUCAAAAGAAAGCUUGUUGGGAGAUCAGGAGAUACAAUGGCAAACACACGUGCACCAUGAGAACGAUCUCGCAAGAUCAUGCCAAGUUGGACUCAAACACAAUUGCAGAUGCCAUUAGGCCGUUGGUCGAAGCAGAUCCGUCGAUAAAGGUAAAGUCUAUUAUUGCAGAAAUUCAGUCAAGGUUCAACUACACUAUCUGUUACCGCAAGGCUUGGUUGCCAAAGCAGAAAUCUGUCGCAAAAGUUUUUGGUGGUUGGGAGGUUUCUUACCAGACUCUGCCAGUUUGGUUGAAAACAAUGACUGCAAAGAUGCCAAGGUCUCGUGUUCAAAUAAAGACGCUCCCUGUUUACCGUGAAAGUGAGGAGGUUCAAGGUGUAAGAGUUCUUCAUCGCAUUUUUUGGAGCUUCUAUCCUUGUAUAGUAGCAUUCCGACAUUGCAAGCCACUGGUGCAGGUUGAUGGCACACACCUGUACGGAAAAUAUAAAGGUGCGCUUUUAGUUGACGUUGCACAGGAUAGGAACCAAAACAUUGGGCCUAUUGCGUUUGUAAUAGUCGAGGGUGAGACAGCAGACGCGUGGGAGUUUUUCCUAAGCAAUCUGCAGAGAUAUGUUGUUACCAUCGAUGGCGUCGGCAUUAUUUUUGACCGCCAUAACUCCAUCGACGCAGCAAUAGCUCGCAGCAACGGUGCAUGGUCACCGCCAAGAGCGUGGCACAUGUAUUGCAUUAAGCACAUCGGUUCCAACUUCUUAAGGAGGUUCAAGGCUCCGUAUUUGUAUAAACUCGUGGUUAAUACAGGAUAUUCUAGGAUGGAGCAAGAGUACAACAAAAACUACCAAAGGCUGAGAGAGCGGGGUGAGGCGUAUACGCAGUGGUGUGAUGAGAUCGGUGUUCAGAGAUGGGUGUUGGCAUUCGACGGGGGUCAUCAUUGGGACAUAUGA